Fimicolochytrium jonesii is the source of this 1743-nucleotide messenger RNA. RefSeq lists its product as uncharacterized. Lineage: Eukaryota; Fungi; Chytridiomycota; Chytridiomycetes; Spizellomycetales; Powellomycetaceae. The record is from RefSeq and is a predicted model, not a curated record. Gene Ontology annotation, molecular function: protein-folding chaperone binding; misfolded protein binding. Gene Ontology annotation, cellular component: endoplasmic reticulum. The transcript is spliced from 2 exons. Gene Ontology annotation, biological process: protein folding in endoplasmic reticulum. The annotation marks the transcript as partial.
GGUUUCGGUCGGUCCUCGUCCAACCCCUUGUCAUUGUCGUUCGUCUUGGCCGGAGGGAUUCCCUCUUUCUUGAGCUGUUUAUCUAUUACUCACGGAACUCUCCUCUCUCGGUGGGAACUACGCACUGCGGGAUACCAUAUCCGUAUCCGUCCACCCUCAACAACCUUCGACAGAAACGACCGCAGCACAGAAAAGUGACACCGCAUAGCACACUCCGAAACAUUCGAUACACUGCAUAAAAAAGGAUGCGAACGCCCACUCUUUCCAGUCUGCUGACGCUCACGCUAGCCCUGCUCAGCAUCAGCGUCUCCGCACUGGCCGCAACAGCAUCCUCCGCACAGACCCUCCUCGACCAAGCAAAAGCGCACCUCUCCAGCGGCAACUUCAACGCCGCCCUCGACAGCUUCGACGCCGCGAUCGCUUCCGACCCAUCAAACUACCUUACCUACUUCCGCCGCGCCGCCGUCUACCUUAAGCUGGGCAAGUCCAGCCACGCCGUGAAGGACUUUGAUAAGGUGUUAGCGCUCAAGCCUGAACAUGCUCCGGCGCUCAUUCAGCGGGCAAAGCUAUUGGCGGGACGGGGGAGCUUACAGGCUGCGAUCGCGGACCUGGAGCACUAUAUGAAGUCACACGGCGCAAACGCGGCGGAUAGUACGGCAGCCGAGGCCGCAGAGUUGCUGCAGCAAUACAAAGAGGCGGUCGUAAGCGCCGAGGAAGGCGAAAAGCUCUACAAACAGGGCAACCACGAAGCAGCGAUCCAACACCUCUCCACCGCGCUCGCCAGCAUGCCCUACUCCCACCACCUGCGCACCCUCCGCGCCGACGCCUACUUCAAAACCAAUAGCAAAGAGAUGGGAAUCGCGGACCUGACCCGCCUCACCCAGCUCCCCGACUCGACCGACGCAACCACCCUCUUUGUCCGUCUCGCGAACCUGCACCUGGAGAUCGGCGAACUUGCCCGCGCCCUCGCAAACACCAAGGAGUGUCUCCGGCUGGACCCGGACCAUAAACAGUGCAAGAAGAUAUUUAGGCAGGUCAAGAAGCUGGACAAAGCGAUCACGGCCGCUGAGGAGUCGUUGAAUAAACGCGCGUGGAAACCGGCGGCUGCGAAAUUGACGUCGGCGCCGAAACCGACCGUGUUGGAGCAGGUUGAGGCGUUGGGGAAGGAGGCCACGCCGUUGAGGAAACGGGUAUACGGGAUCAUGUGCCGGUCCCAUGGCGGGGCAAAGAACGAGAAGGAGACGAUGAGCUGGUGCUCGAAGGUGCUGGAGAUCGACCCGGAGAACGGGGAUGCGUUCAUGUACAGAGCCGAAGCGAAAAUGCAGGCCGAGAAUUACGAGGAUGCGAUGCGCGACUUCCACUCCGCCUCCCAACACGCCCCCACGGACCCGCACCGCGUCUCCUCGGGCCACACGCAAUCGCAACGCCUGCACCACACCUCCUCGCAAAAAGACUACUACAAGAUCCUCGGCGUCCCUCGCACCGCAUCAAAACGCGACAUCAAAAAAGCGUACCGCAAACUCAGCAUGCAGUGGCACCCUGACAAGUACUCGGGCGAUCUGAGCAAGGAGGAGGUGGAAAAGAGGAUGGGCGAGAUCAACGAGGCGUACACGACUCUGAGCGAUGAUGAGAUGAGGAAGAGGGUCGAUAUGGGCGAGGAUCCGAAUGUAAGUUGGGCCAAUGGAUUCCCCCCGUUGACUCCCACUCCGUUUCGAUUUCUGGAUUUUUUAAUCUCAUUCUUGG